AUGGAGCAAUUAUUCAGGAACCAAAAGUUGAAUGUUAGUGUAAGAACCGUUAAGAGUGGUGAGGAGGUACUGUUCUAUGCGAAAGAUGUGGCAGAAUCUCUAGGGUACUCGAACACGAAAAAAGCCAUCCAAACUCAUGUUUGGAAGCCAAAUAAGGCAACGCUCGGGGAACUCAAGUUGGGACCCAACUUGGGUCCCAUCCUGGACGGUCACCCAAAUUCUGUUUUCCUAAGAGAACCUGGUUUGUACCAACUAAUAUUCAACUCAAAACUUCCAAUAGCUGAGGCCUUUCAGGAUUGGGUAUUUAGUGUGGUGCUUCCAUCUAUCCGUAAAACAGGCUCAUACAAAUUACCAGAUAGAAGGUCACUCAGGUAUAACCAAAUGAUCCUCAUAAACGAAACGGACCUUCAUCAUACAGUUGUGAGUUACAUUAGGAACAACUACCCUAAGGCUGUAAUUGUACCCGGUCUUGGUGGGUAUCAGGACACGGUACCAAAGAGAUGUGAUGCCUGGAAGAAGGGCUAUAAAGGUGGUCAGCCAGAUCUCAUUAUAGAGAAUCCUAUGGGGGAGUACACAGGAUUCGCAAUUGAAUUUAAGUCUCCUAAGGGCACUUAG
This is a messenger RNA of Paramuricea clavata, 615 nucleotides long. The record is from the annotation of a GenBank genome assembly. NCBI's taxonomy places the organism in Eukaryota, Metazoa, Cnidaria, Anthozoa, Malacalcyonacea, Plexauridae.